CUUAAUUUGAAUUAGAAAGAUACCAUGGCUUAAAUAAGCUCUCUCUCUUCCUGUUCUCUCUCCAAACGAGGUCACUUGUAACCAAAUCAUAUAGUGGAGACCUGCAUUUGCAUGUAGAAAUCUGGAAUUAGCUUUGGAGAAUUUCGAGAGGGGUUGUUCCUUUGCUUUCUCAUACUUCUAUUCCCUUUUCAACUAGAAAAAAUGGCAGCAACUAUAGGGAUUAUGGAUAGUGCAUACUUCGUUGGGAGAAAUGAGAUCCUUGGCUGGAUCAAUGACAGACUUCAGCUCAAUCUAACUCGUAUUGAAGAGGCUGCAUCUGGGGCUGUGCAAUGUCAGAUGAUGGACAUGACUCACCCAGGAAUUGUUCCUAUGCACAAGGUGAAUUUUGAUGGUAAGACUGAAUAUGAUUUCAUCCAGAAUUACAAAGUGCUUCAGGAUGUUUUUACAAAACUCAAAAUUGAUAAGCAUAUUGAGGUCAACAGACUCGUCAAAGCGAGAACAUUGGACAACUUGGAGUUCCUGCAAUGGCUGAAACGCUAUUGUGAUUCUGUAAACGGGGGCCUAAUGAAUGAGAAUUACAAUCCUGUAGAGCGCAGAACUAAAGGUGGUAAUAGAAGUGUCAGGGGUCCCCUGAAGAACUCUAAGUCAUUACAAACAAACAACUCUGUGAACUCCAGCUCAUACGAUGCAGAUCAAGUGGCUCUUAGAAGUAGUACAAGCACUGGCGCGAAGCAUAUGAAGCCAGGGGCCAAUGAUACCUCGUCCAAGGUCCAAUCAAUGACCAAGGAGAUAACUGAUCUCAAAGUUUCAGUCGAUCUCUUGGAAAAGGAAAGAGACUUCUACUUUGCCAAAUUACGUGAUGUGGAAGUGCUUUGUCAGGCUCCUGAGUUAGAAAAUCUUCCGAUGGUUGUAGCAAUAAGGAAGAUUCUAUAUGCUGCAGACGAGAACAAGGACGCACUUGCAGAGGCGCAAGAAAUAGUGUCUGAGUUGAUGAAUGCAGAGCAAACUGGGUUAUCCGAUGAUAGCGUGAAAACUAACUCAGAGUAGUUUAAAAGGAGGUGACAUGGAAGAAAGGAUGCCAAUUCUCUUAAUUGCAUCAUUCUAGUUCAGUAAAUCUGCUGAAUUUGGAAAGCAUUGUAACUUUUGUUGGAAAUUUGUGUGGCAUUUUGUUCUACAAUUUAUGACAAUUUCUGGAAUUCUGGUUUCUUAUUAAUGAACUUUCAUCUUUGACCGA
Molecule: messenger RNA, 1234 nt
Organism: Salvia hispanica
Lineage: Eukaryota; Viridiplantae; Streptophyta; Magnoliopsida; Lamiales; Lamiaceae
Product: microtubule-associated protein RP/EB family member 1A-like
Molecular function (GO): microtubule binding
Source: RefSeq, a predicted model, not a curated record